Molecule: messenger RNA, 4291 nt
Organism: Seriola aureovittata
Lineage: Eukaryota; Metazoa; Chordata; Actinopteri; Carangiformes; Carangidae
Product: carcinoembryonic antigen-related cell adhesion molecule 5
Exons: 19
Coding region: 31-3372 (1113 amino acids)
Biological process (GO): cell surface receptor signaling pathway
Molecular function (GO): transmembrane signaling receptor activity
Source: RefSeq, a predicted model, not a curated record
CUUUGCUGAACUUCACUUCAAAGCAGAUACAUGACUCAACUCCGCAACACUGCAUCUAUAGGUGCAGCUCAAUGGAAAAUGUAUCUUAUCAAGGUCUUCUGUGUGAUAUAUUUCACUGCUGUUUGUGCAGCUCAGGAUCCUGAAGAUGCCACUGAAGUGUACAGAAGCAGCUUUCCAACCACUGUUGUGCCAGAAAUGAUGCCGGCGACAACUGUUUAUAAGCCUGCCAUACCAUCUCUGCAGCAACAGUCAGCCUGGUUGGAAGUGUUUCCCUCUGAGAAAGUGGAGCUCAGCUGUGUCAGUGGCAGCUCUGACCUGAUCAUCACCUGGUACAAAAAUCAAGAACUACUACAAGAUGCAGAUCCAAACGUGUCUAUAUCUGCUGACGGGUCAGUCCUCACAAUCACUGCGGCAACACAAAUGGCAGGAAGUUACAUCUGUAAAGUUCAUCACAAAACAAAGGGCGGUACCCAUUCAAGUAGCAACUCACUUGAAGUCAAAGUUUAUGCAAACAACCCCAAGCUGACUAUGGAGCGAACACCAAGCUUGGACAAGAUGUACCCCGGAGAGUCUGUCACCUUCACAUGCAGUGUCAAGGAGGCCUCUGGAUGGGAAUAUCUGUGGUCCCAUAAUGGCAGUGAAAUUCAAGCACAAAGUACUUCUACUUAUGUAAUAAAUACUAUAGAUCAUUCUAACAACGGACAGUACCACUGCAAAGCCAAGAGAGGCAAAGACCCAUUCUACACAGAGGAGGGUAAAACAUCUCUGCAGGUCUCUGACCCGCCUGCACCUUCUCUGACACUGGAGAGUACCUGGAGGGAUGUUUUCGAAGAUGAGCUUGUGUUGUUAAAGUGUGGGGUUGGCGACUCUACCUGGAAGUACAUCUUUUACAAAAAUGAACAGCAGCUCUCGCAUGACUCGCUGAGAGAGCAGGACUCGGAUGAAGAUGGAUUAUAUCUCAAUAUCACUUCGGUCACUCAGGCUGAUAAAGGAGAGUAUGCCUGCAAAGCUCAGCAUAAUUCCAGGAAAGCCAUCUCUGGAUUCAGCAACAGAAUUAACAUCAUGGUUUAUGAAAACACACCAGAACCGACAGUGAGCAAGGACCCUGAUUUUAACCCGAUGUAUGUUGGAGAAACGGUGAACUUCACCUGCAAUGUUGCCGUGGCCUCUGGCUGGAGCUAUUGGUGGUACAAAGAUGGAAAUGACCUCUCACCACCUACCACCAGCAAAACCAUCAGCAUUCCUCUUAGUCUUUCUGAUGGGGGGGAAUACUCGUGCCAGGCUACCAGGAGUGGAAAAACAUCAACAAACGUCAGUGCUGAAAUAUCACAGGAAGUUCGUGAAAUUCCUGUACCAUCUUUGAAGAACCUGACCCAGUGGUUGGAUGUGUUCCCCACUGAGAGUGUGAAGUUGAGCUGUAGGAUGGCUGAAGGCACUGGCUGGAAACAUACAUGGUACAAAGACGGACAAAAGGUUCAGGCUGAUAAUACUGUGUCUUUUGACUCGGAUGGAGCAACUCUUUCCAUCAGCGCUGCUUCAGUUAAACAUGCAGGAAAAUAUACCUGUAUGGGACACCUCCAGGACAGGUCUGUCCGCAGCAGCCCAAGUUCUGAACUUACUCUCACAGUGUAUGAUAAGAAACCCAGUGUCACACUGACACAGGAUCCAGAGUACAAGGUGAUGUUCCCUGAGGAAUCAGUCUCCUUCAGCUGUCACAUCAAUGUCUCCACUGGAUGGGAGUACCUGUGGUAUAAAGAUGCCACUGAAAUUGGUGUAUCUGAAAAAAUGUAUUCAAUCAACUCUGUUAAGACAUUAAAUGGAGGAUCAUAUAGAUGCAAAGCAAAAAGAGGCAGGAAUCAAGUCUUUGUCAGUGAUUCUAGUCAGGAAAUACACCUUAAAGUCCAAGCACAAAAGCCGAAGACCUUGAUGACUCGAGAUCCAGACGUUAACAAGGUGUAUGCUGGAGAGUUAGUGUCCUUCAAAUGUAAAGUUCCAGUCUCGUCUGGUUGGGAAUAUCAGUUGGUCAAAAAUGGAAAAGAACUUUCUUACAACAGUGGCUUUACAAUCCAUAAAGCUAGUUCAUCAGAUAGUGGGACUUAUGAGUGCAAGGCCAAAAGAGACAAAUCAACGUACUAUGCCGAGCAUAGUGGUACAUGGAACUUACAAAUAGUUGAAAUUCCUGUUCCAUCUUUGAAGAUGAUGACCCCGUGGUUGGAUGUGUUCCCUUCUGAAAGUGUGAAGUUGGGCUGUAGGAUGGAUGGCAGCUCUGACUGGACGUAUAUAUGGAGCAAAGAUGGACAGAAGCAGCCUUCUGAUAAUUCUUUGUCAUUUGACUCGGAUCAAAGAACUCUUUCCAUCAGUUCUGCUUCUGCCUCACACCGUGGACAAUACACCUGCUCAGCGAAGCUCAAGAGCCGGUCUGUCUUCAGCACCAACAGUUCUGGACUAACACUCAGGGUUUAUGAUACCAAACCCAGAGUCACACUGAUGCAGCAUCCCGAGCACGAUGUGAUGCACACUGAAGAUUCAGUCUCCUUCAGCUGUCACAUUAAUGUCUCUUCUGGAUGGGAGUACCUGUGGUACAAAGAUGGGACUCCACUCGCCGAAUCCGAAAACAGUCAUAACAUCAGUUCUGUUGUGACGGCAAACACGGGAUCAUAUUCAUGCCAAGUUAAAAGAGGAACAAAUGAAGUCUUCCAGUCAGACCAGAGUCAGGCUGUCAGGCUCAACGUCAAUGAGCGCCCACAGGCUCACAUAAUCCUGUUAACUGGUUGGUCAGAGGUCUUUGCAACUGACAGCUUGGUGCUCAAAUGUGAGGUGCGGGAAAGCAAGGACAUGUGGAACUACACAUGGUUCAAGGAGGGAAAACAAAUCGAUCUGCUUCAUCUGCCUGAGAAGCACACAGUCACACCCCAGAAUGACCCUAACCAGAGCCUGUACACCUGCUAUGGCGUUCGCAAUGGGAGACCAUCUUAUUCAAAACGCAGCGAUUCUUUCAAGACCAAGAGCCUUCUUUUGAAGAGGAGACUGCUUCUUGCCAUCUCUGGCUUACUCUUCUUUGGCCUCAUUGCUGUCUUCCUUGGAUGCAUUGUCCUCAGAGUCUUCCGUAAACCAGCUGAUGAUGAUGACAAGCCAGAAGAGGAAAACCUUUUUCUCACGAUGGCUCAGAUGAAGGACCGUACUGAUGCACCUUGUCCGUUGGUUGAGUACAUCACCGAUGCAUCACUGAAUGAACCAUGUAAAGAAGUGGAUGAGAAUGGCACAAGUUGCAGUGAAACAACACCACUACCCAUAACCACACAGGAGGACAAAGCUGUGACGACUGAGAGCACAGAAGAAAACAACGGAGGGUUAGUUUCCUUCAAACAAUGAGUCACUGAGGAUGUUUCCAUGUCAGUUUAGUAGUUAAUCAUUUAUGAAUAUAUGGAAACUGGAGAGACAGUUUAGCUAUUGUACGAUGCUUAUUACUAGCAAAAAAUUUAAGAGAUUACAAAGUGGAGGCCAAACUCUGAAUGGUGGCCAUCAUUGGACAUGUAAGGAUCAGCUUGUCUGGCUCAGCUCUGCAUAGUUAGACUUUCAACCUGAGUUUUGCUUUCACCUGAAUGUUAACAUUCUGAGGUUCACUAUGUUUGUAUUAGUCUUAAAAUACACCUGAGGAUCAUUGGGGAUGUUUUAAGUGAUGAGUUUUAAAGGCCAUUUAAGAGAUGUUUUGACUCGUAGCAGCGCUAGAUAAAAGUUGAGUAAAUUUAGUAGGAUCCAUCCUCUCGGGACAGUGUUGGCACCAAAGUUCAUCAAAUAAUUGACAAAGUAUUACAGCCCAGCUCGAUGGACAGCCCAUCAUUGCAAUAUAACUGUGUAUAGAUUUGUUCUUUAUAUAUGACUUUACUUGGUUGGACAUUGCUGGUGGUAAUUGUACAUUUUCAUUUUAAAUUGACAGCAUUGUAUUGAUGUACUAACCGUCAAAGGUACUGUUAAACUAUGAAACAUUAUUUAUGUGAUAAACAUCAAUCAUAUACAUCGUUAACUUUUUGUUAGCUUUCAGUUAUGGCAUGCACUAUACAUAAUGUUAUAUUCUGCAGGAUGAUUUAUCAGCUCUCCUUCAAAUAGUGUUUCAGUUCUUAGAACAAACACCAGAUGUCAGUAGAUAUAAGUUAGGCUUAUCCAAAUGUUAUUUAAUGUUUUAACAACAGUUAUUGCUUUGUUCUUUGGAUACUGUACGAUAUAUUUAUGUAGAAAUUCAAGUAUCUUGUGACUCCAUGUGAAAUUAUCAAAAUAAAAAAUACAAAAUGUU